AUGCCCUCCCUGUCGUGCAGCCCGACAAUCACAUCGAAGACGCGGUUGUCAGUCUCAGGCAACCAUCCCUCCGCUCACUUGUCAUCGUUUUGUGCCAAGUUCAUCACAAGCACAAACACCGGUCAUUCGGAAGUGUUGCUACUCAGUACUGACAAGCCGUUGACCAUCGGACGCGGUCCUACCUGCUCCUACGUGAUCACUGAGCCGGUCGUAUCUGGACUUCAUUGCAAGCUAUAUGCUGUAACUUCGAGCAACGGAGGAGUGAUUGUAUCCUGCCAGGACCUUUCCACCAACGGCAUCGUCCUGAACGGUCACAGAAUCAGAAAAGCGUCUGUUAUUCUCAUGGACGGCGACAUUCUGCAAAUCCCUUCGUCACAAAAGUUCGAAUGCGUACUACUUGAACGAGAGCCCAAGUUCCGAAUACAUCCAUUUGAUCCGACCCCGACGAAGACCGGAUCGCCUCUCAAAACGAAGGAUAUCGGAAGAUACGCCUUAACGUCUCAUUGUCUAGGAAGCGGAAGCUUCGCCACAGUACACUUAGCUAUGGACUCGACAGCUAACAGGCAAGUCGCAUGUAAAUGUAUCAAACGCAAAGGCAACGACAAGAUAGACAAGGUGAAGAAAGAAGUGGACAUACUCGCCCAUUUGGUUCAUCCCAAUAUCAACGCCGUCUGCGCAUCAAUCAGCGAUGAGAGCUUCCUGUACAUAUUUCUCGAGCUGUGCACCGGCGGUGAUCUCUUCUCGUACAUAACGAGUAAACCCCAAUCGCAACUCUGUGAAGGAGAAGCCAAGUACAUCAUGUAUCAGCUCUUGAAAGGCCUUAAGUAUCUCCACGACCGAAUGAUCUCCCAUCGAGGCGACUCACCGCAGCCGGAGAACAUUCUUCUAUACUUUCCAGGACCAUACCCGCGCAUUCAGAUAGCAGAUUUCGGCCUUGCGCGCCCCAGAGGAUAUCAAGAGACCUUCAACGUUUGUGGCACGGUCUCCUACUUGCCGCCCGAGGGCAUCCUCGCUCUCGACAAUCGGGAAAUGGGGUACAUUAGUAUGCCCGCGGAUUGCUGGAGCUCCGGCGUUAUCAUGGGCAUCCAUCCAUUCGACUACGCGAAAAGCCCCGACGAGUCGCAGCAGUAUUCCUACGAAGCAUCUGCAGAACCAUACGAUGAAAAACGCCCUCAGGACGGCUCCGGCCGUUCUGACGCGCUUGUGAAACAGAGGAUCAUCCACGGAAGCCUACACUUUCCCCGACAGCCUUGGGACAGUGUCCCUCACGCCAGAGACCUGUGCAGCGAUCUCCUCGUGUACGAACCUGAUGACCGGAUCACAGUUCAAGGCGCAUUGAAGAGUCUCUGGUUUACCGGUGAACUCCCCGACCUGGAAACUGUGUAUCGCGCCAGGAUUGGAUUUGUGUAG
Messenger RNA from Epithele typhae, 1410 nucleotides. Its product is annotated as kinase-like protein. NCBI's taxonomy places the organism in Eukaryota, Fungi, Basidiomycota, Agaricomycetes, Polyporales, Epitheliaceae. The transcript has 12 exons. Gene Ontology annotation, molecular function: protein kinase activity; protein binding; ATP binding. The record is from RefSeq and is a predicted model, not a curated record. Bases 1 to 1410 code for a protein of 469 amino acids. Gene Ontology annotation, biological process: protein phosphorylation.